CUGGCCUUCUUCUGGAUGGGGCCUACAUACGCCACGUCCCAUCACCCUAUACACCUUCUCAAGCGCGACAGUAUCUCCUUCGUAUCGCAUGGCCCACUCAGUUUGUAGGAGAAUCGGACGACUCUCCCAUCGAAUUUGAAUCGAAUCUGGAGAACUUGACCGCGCUGAUGGUACACCACUGUACGACGUUUCCUGCGGAGAAUACGGAUUUGCAUUAUACGAAGGAGCACCGUAUGCCUGUCAAACCCGACGAACUGUUUGACCGCAUGGUGCUUGGAGGAAGGGGAAGCUACUGCUUCGGUCAAAACGGACUAUUUCUCGGUAUGCUUCGCGGUCUCGGGUAUAGGGCGUAUGGCGUCUCAGGCCGUGUUCUCAGUCCUGCAAGCGCUCAAUACUCACCCGACCCUAGCUCGCCCCUCGAAGGCAAUAUCUACACCUCCCUCGUACACAUGACCCUUCUCGUCCAGCCUUACUCGGAUCCUGCGCUCGCAAAUAUAACUUAUGUUGCGGACAUGGGUUUCGGUGGUCUUGGACCUAUGCGACCGAUCUUGUUCGCGGAUGGGGGUGACGGUGACGAACAAGAGUUGCCUGCUACGGACAUCGACGAGCCGGGAUCGUCAAGGCCGCGGUGUAAGGGCGGGUGGGCCUGGGGUACGUUCCCGCCGGUGCGGCAUAGAGUCAUUCGGGGUGCACAUUACUCAAGUAGUCUGGAGACGACAUUAGGAUCGGGCUUCGCGCCAUCACGCGAAUGGCAUAUGCAGGUCACCCGUAGCAGGCUUCCAUCAGAUCCAAGCCACGAAGAAUGGACUACGCUCUAUACGUUCUCCGAAUCCGAGUUCUUUCAGCGUGAUAUCGAUGCCGCUAAUGUUGUCACCUCCACCUUCGAGGAUAUGCCGUUCCCACAUUUCGUGAUGUGCACCAAACGGUUCGAAAUCUCGUUGGAUGACAUUCGGCAGGCAGGGGUUUAUGAUGGGGAAGAUGAGGGUCGUGAGGUUAUGAGGACCGCGGAGAAUGUGGCUGAGGAGAAGGGGAUAAGAUGGGUGGGGCAAUGGACGCUGGAGGGUAGCAAAGCGUUCCGGAGGAUUGGAGGAAAGGCCCUUGAGGAGGUGCAGUUCGAAAGUGAGAAGGAUAGGGUGGUGUUCUUGAGGGAUCGCAUUGGGAUGGGGAUUAAUGAGGACGAUGCGCAGUGGAUCGCCGGGAGAGAAGCCGCUAUAUGA
This is a messenger RNA of Stereum hirsutum FP-91666 SS1, 1217 nucleotides long. Its product is annotated as cysteine proteinase. The transcript has 4 exons. The coding region runs from base 168 to 1217 and encodes 349 amino acids. The record is from RefSeq and is a predicted model, not a curated record. NCBI's taxonomy places the organism in Eukaryota, Fungi, Basidiomycota, Agaricomycetes, Russulales, Stereaceae. Gene Ontology annotation, molecular function: acetyltransferase activity.